This is a messenger RNA of Paralichthys olivaceus (Japanese flounder), 2400 nucleotides long. RefSeq names its product MAF1 homolog, negative regulator of RNA polymerase III b (gene maf1b). Gene Ontology annotation, molecular function: RNA polymerase III core binding. Gene Ontology annotation, biological process: negative regulation of transcription by RNA polymerase III. Gene Ontology annotation, cellular component: nucleus. The record is from RefSeq and is a predicted model, not a curated record. NCBI's taxonomy places the organism in Eukaryota, Metazoa, Chordata, Actinopteri, Pleuronectiformes, Paralichthyidae.
CCGGAGGGGGCUGGGCUUCGACGGAACAGUCGAGCUCGUUGUUUUGAUGAGGAAGGUCCCAGCGCCGCUUCGAGGAAACCGUGACCUACUUCCACAUCUCCCCACAACCAGCAGCUCGUUAGCGGCCACUUCGUUCAGAUCGAGUCGCUGAGAGAAGGAGCGACUUGAUCCAGCAGAUUGACUCGGGCUGUGGAACCAGGAGGAGAGGGAUGCCGCUGCAGACAGACUCCGACGGACGCAGACUGUCUCUGGAUUUAAUGUCGUCGCACUUAAUCGGAACGAGUAGUUUCUGUAUACAUUUAAAAAGCCCCAGAAUAACCCGCUCUCGACCGAGUGCUCCCGGAAGAUGCUCCGGCUCGAACUAAUCGCUCCCCGUGUGAAGUGAAGACAUCCAAAGAAGCUAACUGCUAACUUAGCCGCUAACGCUAACUGGUCAACAGAAAGCAGGAGGGUCGUUAAUCCCCCCCACUCUGCCCCCCGGGAAGAAGACGCCUGUGAGCGGGUUGACCUGUGUUGUGUUCUCGCUCCGCUGGAGAUAAAAAAGCUCUCGACAGCAAUGAAACUUUUGGAGAAUUCCAGCUUUGAAGCCCUCAGCUCCCAGCUGUGUGUUGAAACAGGGGAGUCUCGCAUCCUUGGCAGGAUUGAGAGCUACUCCUGUAAAAUGGCAGGAGAUGACAAACAUAUGUUCAAGCAGUUUUGCCAGGAGGGGGAGCCACACGUCCUGGAGGCUCUUUCUCCCCCUCAGUCCACCAGCACCACCAGCCCUUCACAAUAUGGGAAGAGCAGUGAAGAUGGGGAAAACCCUCUGAGUGACAAGUGUUGCAGGAAGACUAUUUUCUACCUCAUCACCACACUCAACGAGUCCUUCAGGCCCGACUAUGACUUCAGUGCGGCGCGGGCCCACGAGUUCAGCCGUGAACCGAGUCUCAACUGGGUGGCUAAUGCAGUAAACAGCAGCUUGUUCUCAGCUGUCGGUGAAGAGUUCAACUCUCUGGGGCCGGAGUUGUGGAACGCCAUCGACCAGGAAAUCAACCUGCAAAGCUGUGACAUUUACAGCUACAACCCUGAUCUGGACUCGGACCCUUUCGGUGAAGAGGGGAGUCUCUGGUCAUUCAACUAUUUCUUCUACAACAAGAAGCUGAAGAGGAUUGUUUUCCUCACGUAUCGCUCUGUCAGCGUCCUGAGCGGAUAUGGUCGCGAUUGUCUCGACAACGAGUUGGACAUGGAGCUGGAUGAUGAGGAGGAAAUGGAUGGUUUCACUGAGGACAGGUGCCCCAGAGCGCUGUGCGUGUGAAUGUUCCCAGAUGACUCACCCCGGCCAAAGAAUAUUUGGUCCUCUCCCCCCCUCCAUCACUCCAUCCUACCAUUUUUGUGUUUGUUUUGGGGAUUUUUUGCUGCCUCUCCCAAAGCCGUGUUCACAUUUUAGGUAACUGCAUGUUUGAAGCCCUCUCUUUUGCUGGCAGUGAACCAUGGACUAUGAGAUGGUGGACUUUUUUCUUUUUUAAAGGCCCCACGGUCCCCACAGUAACCUGUAGCUCCUUCAUUCUUCUGUGUUUUAUCCCGAAGCUCCAGGCCCAAGAAAAACAUUUACACACACACAAGUGGGGCUCCUGCACACUCGCCAUGUUUCCAAAGAGACCACUUCAUGGACGUUUGAGAAGAAGGUCUUGUUUUAUGGAUAUGUGGCCAAAGGCGUUUCUCGCAAAUGAUGUCAGAGGAGUCCAGGUAACACCAGCACCAACGAGAACUGACACAGAUAAAAAGUUUCUAAUAUUCCAACCUGGGGUCCAUUUAAAAAUCCAGUUUGAGGUUGACUGAGCAGCUCAUUUGUUGUUCCGCGUUUGCUAACUUGUGUGUUGCUUUUACGUGUGACAGUGACGUUACUGUGAGAACUCUUUAGCGUGAGAACUCGUUAGCACUGAGUUUGAAACACUUCUAACCAUUAUUGAAUCUUAUUACUGCAAACAGUCGUCAGUACGUGUUAGACAGGAGGGCUCGACCAAGGGAACUUUUCACACACUGCAGCUUAGAAAACAUAUCAGCUUUUGACAGAUUUGUAUAAUUACCCAGUUUCAUUUUGUCUUUCACCUUCAUUCAGUAUUUUUUAAAUUCUCUUCCUGGUUGACCCUCAAUUCUAAAUGUCUUGUCUUGCCAGUUGUUUCUUUGCUCAUUACCUCAAUGCAAAGGCAUCAUUGAAAAGUGAAUGUAUAGUUCAGUUUAGCGAGAAAAAUACAAAAUCUUGAUAGACAAAAUGGCUGAUGUUUUCGGCGUUAUUUUUUAGAAAUUGAGAAGUCCCGUUUGUCGUUAUUUAAAAUUGGGCCGGAGUUCUGUGUCUUUUCUUGACUGCUUUAGCUUUUUCUUGGCUGGUAUCGAUGUGAAUAAACUGGUAUUUGAAUCAGA